Molecule: messenger RNA, 603 nt
Organism: Blepharisma stoltei
Lineage: Eukaryota; Ciliophora; Heterotrichea; Heterotrichida; Blepharismidae
Source: the annotation of a GenBank genome assembly
AUGGUGAAGUGGUACCCUACAGAAGACUUCAAAAAGAUCAAAACAAAGGAAGAACAGAAACCUACACGAAUUAGAGGUGCCAUCACCCCUGGCCAGGUUUUAAUCCUCCUUGCUGGUAAGCACCAAGGCAAAAGAGUUGUCUUCAUCAAACAACUUGAAAGUGGAUUGCUAUUGGUAACUGGGCCAUACAAGCUUAAUGGAGUUGCACUUAAACGAAUUCCUCAGGCUUACACCAUCCCUACAUCAACAAAGCUCGAUAUUUCUGGCUUACUCUCCCAAUGAUUAGAGAGGCUUUUUAUGCCUCUUAUUUUUUAUUCUGAAAAAAUCUAUAAUUUUUUCGCUUAUUAUAAAUUAGGGUCGUUAGACACUUCAGAUAUCACUGAUGCCUUCUUUGCUAAAGAAAAGAAAAAGGCUGCUAAAAGCGAGGAACAGUUCUUUGUUGCAAAGCCAAGCAAAAAAGAAGUCCCAGAGUUCAAGAAAGCUGCACAGAAAAAACUCGAUGGAAGUAUUGCUUCAGCUAUUAAGGAUCCUUUGGUCAAGAAAUAUUUAUCGACGAAAUUUAGACUGAGAAAUGGAAUGUUCCCACAUUUGCUUAAGUUUUAA